UGGACGACGUCACCACCACUGAACUCCAUAGCUGACAGGCUGCGAGAGAGCUGCGUGCGAAUGCUUCCUUAAACACGCUGAAGAUUCCCCGUGUAGCAUACAAACAAGGGCAGAACAUAAUAAGUCAAAGCAAACUUGAUCGGGACCCUUUUAAACGCUUUAUAAAGGCUGCUCAAACUACAGAGAAACCAGAUCCAAGCCAGACAGUGUGGAUUUAGAAUUAAACCGGCUCAAACAGUAACCCUACAUAGAAUGGUAUUGGAGGAAAACCAGUCUACAAACAUGGACCAGUUCAUUUUAACGAAGUCACAUCUACCAGUCGUCGUGAGCUGAAAGCCACAAGGUGUUCUAGACUACCUAGCUAACCCAGGAGGCUGCUGGAUGAGUGGUCACCAUGUCUCCCUUCUUACGCAUCGCCUUUAAUGCGUUUGAUGUGGGCGUCUUGCCACCCCUGACUGACGCUCCCUUCUGUGCAAUUAAGAUGAAGGAGUCCCUCAGCACUGAGCGGGGGAAGACCCUAGUCCAGAGGAAACCCACUAUGUACCCUGCCUGGAAGUCCACUUUCGAUGCCCACAUCUACGAGGGCCGUGUCCUCCAAGUGGUUCUGAUGAAGACCGCAGAGGAGCCAUUGGCCGAGGCCACGGUGGGCGUGUCCGUACUGGCUGAGCGCUGUAAGAAGGGCAACGGCUGUGCUGAAUUCUGGGUAGACUUGCAGCCUUCUGGGAAGGUUCAGAUGGUCGUCCAGUUCUUUGUGGAGGACACAGACACAGCAGUGUUUAAGUCGAACGUGAAGGGGCGUGAAGAGGAGGAUGGGGCGAUGACACUGACCCGAAGGAGAGGAGCCAUGAAACAGGCCAAGGUCCAUUUCAUCAAGAACCAUGAGUUCACAGCCACUUUCUUCGGACAGCCCACCUUCUGCUCUGUCUGCCGGGAGUUUGUCUGGGGAUUCAACAAGCAAGGCUACAAGUGCAGACAAUGCAACGCCGCCAUCCACAAGAAAUGUAUUGACAAAAUCAUUGGGAGGUGCACAGGAACAGCAGCCAACAGCAGAGAGACUAUGUUCCAGAAGGAGCGUUUUAAGAUCGACAUGCCACAUCGCUUUAAGAUCCACAACUACAUGAGCCCUACCUUCUGUGACCACUGUGGCAGUAUGCUCUGGGGAAUGGUCAAGCAGGGCCUCAAGUGUGAAGACUGUGGCAUGAACUCCCAUCACAAAUGUGAGAAGAAAGUGGGAAAUCUCUGUGGAAUCAACCAGAAACUCCUGGCUGAGGCCCUCAACCAAGUUAGCCAAAAAUCCACAAGACGGUCUGAAUCCAACAACUCUGAGUCAACGGACAUUGGAAUCUACCAGGACUUCAACAAAAGCCCAGGAGCGGACCCUAGUGAAGGCUAUGAGAAGCUGUGGGAGGGAGGUAAGGGCCCUGCCCCAGCCAGCAUCACCCCCAAGACCCGCCUCACCAUUGACAGCUUUGUGUUCCACAAGGUGCUGGGCAAGGGCAGCUUUGGCAAGGUCCUGCUGGCUGAGCUGAGGGGGCGAGGACAGUACUUUGCUGUGAAGGCCCUGAAGAAAGAUGUGGUUCUGAUGGAUGAUGAUGUGGAGUGUACCAUGGUGGAGAAGAGAGUCCUGGCCCUGGCCUGGGACAACCCCUUCCUCACACACCUCUACUCCACCUUCCAGACCAGGGAACACCUGUUUUUCGUGAUGGAGUACCUGAAUGGAGGAGACCUGAUGUACCACAUACAGGAUAAGGGUCGCUUUGACCUCUACAGAGCCACGUUCUACUCAGCCGAGAUCAUAAUUGGACUGCAGUUUCUCCACUCAAAAGGAAUCAUUUACAGGGACCUGAAGCUGGACAAUGUGAUGCUGGACAGAGACGGCCACAUUAAGAUUGCUGACUUUGGGAUGUGCAAGGAGAACGUGUUUGGAGAGAAUCGGGCCACUACUUUCUGUGGGACGCCAGACUACAUCGCACCAGAGAUCCUGCUGGGACAGAAGUACACCUUCUCCGUGGACUGGUGGUCGUUUGGGGUACUGGUGUAUGAGAUGCUGAUUGGCCAGUCGCCGUUCCAGGGUGAUGACGAGGAUGAGCUGUUUGAGUCCAUCAGGAUGGACGUGCCUCACUACCCACGCUGGAUCACCAAGGAGGCUAAGGACCUAUUGGAGAAGCUGUUUGAAAGAGACCCCAGUCGCAGGCUAGGUGUGGUGGACAACAUCCGCGGCCACUCCUUCUUCAAGACCCUCAACUGGCCUGCCCUGGAGAAGAGAGAGGUGGACCCCCCCUUCAAACCUAAAGUGAAAGGCCCCAAUGACUGCAACAACUUUGACCGGGAGUUCCUGAGUGAGAAGCCCCGCCUCUCCCACACGGACAAGAACCUAAUCGACUCUAUGGACCAGACAGCCUUUGCAGGCUUCUCUUUCAUCAACCUCAAGAUGGAACACAUUAUGGACAAAUGAAGCCACAACAAGAUUCCCCCAUCUCUUUGUUUCAACCGCACCAUUAUAAACGCAUAGGAAAGGGAGGAGGGGGAAACCAGUGUUGCAUUUAUCUCUGUGGUGGUUCCUUCAAUAAUGGUGUCUUUCUUUUCCUUGGGAUCAAACCUUGAAUUAAUCCAUGUACUGUACUUUAUGCCCCAACAUACAUCAACACACUCAUUUACACACACCCCAUAGUUCAGUUGUUUAGUAUUGUCCAUGCUGGGAUGUCAGGGGUCAAAUGUGGCUCUCUCACACCAGUGUGCUCUGCCUACUGUAUGUCACUCUUUCCCGUCCCAUCAUUCACAUCAUUGUUUUGUGUGUGUGUUUUUACUGUCCUUGUGGGUACCAGAAGUCCUCACAAGGAUAGUAAAACAAGGAAAAUUCAGGCAAGUGAGGACAUUUUGCUGGUCUUCACAAGGAAAAAUGCUAUUUUAGACUUAGGGAUUAGGGUUAUAAUUAAGGUUGGGGCUAGGGGUUACGGUUAGGUAUAGUUUGGGGUUAAGGUUAAAUUUAGGGGUUAGGGAAAAUAAGAUUUUGGAUGGCAAUCAAGUUUUUUGGCCCCCACAAGGAUCGCAAUAUAAAAGUGUGGGCAUGCAUGAAUGAAUAUGUCGGGGUGACAGCAUGAAUCUCGAGUAUAUUUUAAAAGUUUUAUAAUGAAAAGAACGUUUACUUUUUCAGGUGCAAAUUCAGUACCCUGUGGAAGGUACAAUUAAUUCAAUUGAAAGGGUGAUAAGAAAAACACAAAUGAUAGAACACCAAAGUUACAGGACCAGUAGAGGAUGCACAGAUGUAUACAGGCAUGGAUAGUCUCACCUUUGUCUGCCCAUCCACAUGAUAUAAAACUAAGGAUUUUAAAAUGGUACUGCAGCUUCCCCACCCUCCAGAACAACAAACCAGAGCUACUCUGAUCAAACCACAGCUACUCUGAUUCAGAUCUGCGUUACAGUAGUGUGAAAUGGAGUGGGACAUCAUACUGGAAGGAGUCAAUGUAAUGGUACUCUGCAGUCAUUCGUCUUGAAGGUUAUGGGUGUGUGUUGGGGGGGAUUCCUUUAGAAAAAAAGGAUGGAUAAAUUGGGUCUUGUGUUACUUGAAUGUAGGUCUUUUAAAAAGCAAAUAAUAAUAAUAAUAUGCUGUACGUUAAAUUAAAAUGAUAUGUGCAUUGCCUUCGGAAAGUAUUCACACCCCUUGACUUUUUCCACGUAUUGGCAUUACAGCCUGAUUUUAAAAUGUAUUCAAUUUAGAUGUUUGGUCACUGGCCUACAAAAACAAUAACCCAUUAUGUCAAAGUGGAAUUGUUAAAAAAACAACCAUUUUUACAGAUUAAUUCAAAAUGAAAAGCUUAUGUCUUGAGUCAAUAAGUAUUCAACCUAACCUUUUUCUUAUGGCAAGCUGAAAUCAUUUCAGGAGUAAAAAUGUGCUUUUCAAGUCCCAAGUUGCAUGGACUCACUUUGUGUGCAAUAAUAGUGUUUUUAACACAGUCAUAGAAAAAAUACCAUCUUUGUACCCCACACAUACAUCUGUAAGGGCCUUCAGUGAAGCAGUGAAUUUCAAACCCAGAUUCAACCUCAAGGACCAGGGAGGUUUUCCAAUACCUUGUAAAGGGUAAAAAUGGGUAAAAAAAAUAAUAAUUGAAAGACGUAUCAAUACACCCAGUCACUACAAAGAUAAAGGCAUCUUUCCUAACUCCGUUGCCAGACAGAAAGGAAACCACUCAGGGGCCAAUGGCGACUUUAAAACAGUUACAGAGUUUAAUGGAUGUGAUAGGAGAAAACUGAGGAUGGAUCAACAACAUUAUAGUUACUCCACAAUACUUACCUAAUACACAAAGGGAAAGAUGGAAGCCUGUACAGAAUAAAAAAACAUGGCAAAGCAAUUAACUUCUUGUCCUGAAUACAAAGUUUUUGUUUGGGGCAAAUCUAAUACAAAACAUUUCUGAGUAACACUCUCCAUAUUUUCAAGCAUAGUGGUGGCUGCAUCAUCUUAUGGGUAUAUGUCUAAUCGUUAAGGACUGGGGAGUUUAGAAAUGGAAUGGCGCUAAGCACAGGCUAAAUCCUAGAGGAAAACCUGAAUCAGUCAGCUUUCCACCAGACUCUGGAAGAUAAAUGCACCUUUCAGCAGGACAACCUAAAACAUAAGACCACAUAGACAUUGGUUGCUUACCAACACAGUGAAUGUUCCGGAGUGGCCAAGUUACAGUUUUAACUUAAAUCUAUGGCAGAAUCUAUGGCAACACCUGAAAAUGGUUGUCUAGCAAUGAUCCACAACCAAUUUGAAACAGCUUGAAGAAUUUUUAAUAGGGAUAAUGGGCAAAUGUUGUACAGUCCAGGUGUGGCAUGUUCAUAGAGACUUACCCAGAAAAAGGCUCCGCUGUAAUCGCUGCCAAAGGUUAUUCUACAAAGUAUUGACUCUGGGGUGUGAAUACUUAUGAACAUUUUUGUACUUAAUUUUCAAUCCAUUUGAAAACAUUUCUAAAAAACAUAUUUUCACUUUGUCAUUUUGUGUUGUGUGUAGAUAGAUGAGAAAAAAUAUUUAAUCUAUUUUCAAUUCAGGCUGAAAGACAAUGUGGAAUAAGUCAAGGGGUAUAAAUACUUUCUGAAGGCACUGUAUAUUGCUCUAAAUAGUUACAAUAUUUGGUGACUAAGGAUAUACUUUUUUUUACUGUCUUCAUAUUUUACAUCUGAUUAUAAAUAAACAGAUAUUUAACUCUAAA
Messenger RNA from Oncorhynchus gorbuscha (pink salmon), 5186 nucleotides. RefSeq names its product protein kinase C delta type-like. The record is from RefSeq and is a predicted model, not a curated record. Gene Ontology annotation, molecular function: ATP binding; diacylglycerol-dependent serine/threonine kinase activity. Bases 395 to 2455 code for a protein of 686 amino acids. The transcript is spliced from 18 exons. Lineage: Eukaryota; Metazoa; Chordata; Actinopteri; Salmoniformes; Salmonidae. Gene Ontology annotation, biological process: protein phosphorylation.